CUGCCCCGGUGCUCAAUGGCACUGCGGCAGCAGCGUCACAACAACGGCGAGGAGAGCCGAGGGGAGGAAAUGGCAAUUCCUCCGUGGCAGUGCCGGCGUCCUGUUUUGCUCCGUCUCUCCAUGGACCUGAGGGUGGGAGAGCGGGGGAUGCGGCCUGGUUCCGACACGGUGCUCCUCUCCCCGCUGCACCCGCCUCUGCUCCUCACGCCUUUCUCCCCGCAGCCCCGCACCACCUUCUCCCAGCAGCAUCUACAUCAGCAGAUCCGGUUUAACAUGGAGCAGAGGAGGCGGGAGCAGGAGCACCACGAGAAACAGCAGGAGUUACAGCAACUUAAACACAAAGACAAAAGUCAACAGAGUGCCGUGGCGAGUUCCUUAGUAAAGCAGAAGCUCCAGGAAGUGAUUCUUAAGAAACAGAAACAGGCGGCACUGGAAAGAACAAACUCCAACUCUCUGACUGCACACCCCGUCCCAUACAGAAAGCUGGGCCCUGACCCCAGUCUGACCUCCCGGCCAAUAGUCUCAUCUCCAUCACAGCCUCCGUCUGAGGGCUCCGAGGGCACACCGUUGCGCAGAGCAGCUUCCGAGCCGAACCUGAAGGUGAAGCACAAGCUGAAGAAACACCUGAACACCCGAAAGAGCCCGCUCACCCGCAAGGAGAGUGCCCCGCCCACCAUCAGACACAGAGUGCCCGAAACGCUGGACUCUUCCCCGAGCAGCAGCAGCACUCCGGCCUCUGGAUGCAGCUCUCCCAACGACAGCCUGCCCAGCGAGAAUGGACUGCUGCCCUCUGCAGGCGGCCUGUCGCACGAGGCCCAGAAGCUGCUGCUCAGAGAUGGAUCCCUGGCUAACUUCACCAUCCAGAGCUCCUCCGCUCUGCCCACCAUCACUCUGGGACUGCCGGCCAACUCCAGGGCUGAAGGGGAGCUGCCCUCCCUGAAAGUUGGCCGGGUUCCUGUGGUCACCCCGGGGGGCUCCCCAGUCUUCCUCCCCCUCAGCAGAGAUGAUCAAGCCGGUCAGUUGAACCCUCACUUGCCGGUCAUCAUCCUGGAGCCAUCUGGUCUGGUGCACUCUCCACUUCUUACUGUUCCAGGCCUGGACUCUGUUCCGUUACCGUUUGCACAGCAGUUGGACCACCUGUCUCCAGCAGGUGUUCAGACCCACAAGCCCAUAAGCAGAACGCGCUCGGAGCCCCUUCCUCAGAGCCCCCGCGCCCUCCACACGCAUCUCAUCCAGCAGCAGCACAGCACACAGCUCCUGGAGAGGCUCAAACAGCAGACUCACCUGGGCAAGUUAAUGUCCAAAUCCGAGAAGCCCCGGCUGCAUCAGAUCCCGUCCGAGGACAUGGACUCUGAGGAUGGUGGCGGGCUGUCGCCCACUGAGUCCACCUAUCACAGCAGGAUGAGGGCGGAGUCACGGAGGGACGCAGAACCAACCGCGUCCAAGAGCCACGAGGAACAAAUCAACCUGCAGCACGCCCUCAUACUCAACCAGCUGCACCGACAGAUGGAGACCCUGGGGGUACCUGUGUUACGUGGCGCGGGCGGGGUCGGAGGCGGUCUGGCCGUCCACCGCCCCCUGUCCCGCACCCAGUCCUCUCCGGCCUCCACCUCCCUCACCCUGCCCGAGAAGCCCCUGAGCCUGGCCGCGCAGGACACCGGCAGCAAACCACGCUUCACCACCGCCACGCUGGAGGAGCUGCAGUCGGUUCACACGGAGCGCCACGUGCUGUUUUACGGCACCAACCCUUUGCACAGACUCAAACUGGACAACCGCAAGCUGGCUGGAAUCCUCUCCCAAAGGAUGUUCGUGAUGCUGUCGUGUGGGGGUGUCGGGGUGGAUAACGACACCAUCUGGAACGAGCCGCACACCACCACGGCGUCCCGCAUGGCGGCAGGCAGCGUUGUGGAAAUGUCGUUCAGGGUGGCCAAAGGGGAACUGAAGAACGGCUUUGCUGUGGUCAGACCGCCAGGGCACCAUGCGGACCCCUCCAAUCCAAUGGGUUUCUGUUACUUCAAUUCUGUGGCAAUAGCUGCCAAGCAGCUCCAGCACAAGCUCAACGUCAGCAAGAUCCUGAUUGUUGACUGGGAUGUCCACCAUGGUAACGGCACACAGGAAGUGUUUUACAGUGACCCCAGCGUUCUCUACAUCUCCCUUCAUCGCUAUGACGACGGAAACUUCUUUCCCGGCAGCGGGUCACCAGCUGAGGUGGGCACCGGAGCGGGUGAGGGCUUCAACGUGAACGUGGCAUUUACAGGAGGACUGGAGCCACCGAUGGGGGACGCUGAAUACCUCGCCGCGUUCAGGUCUGUGGUGAUGCCCAUCGCCCAGGAGUUCUCCCCCGAUGUGGUUCUGGUGUCGGCUGGGUUCGACGCUGCGGAGGGAAACCCUCCCCCUCUGGGCGGGUACAAGGUCUCCGCCAAAUGUUUCGGUUUCCUGACCCGCCAGCUGAUGUCCCUUGCGGGGGGCCGUUUGGUUUUGGCCCUUGAGGGGGGUUAUGACCUCACGGCUAUCUGCGAUGCGUCUGAAGCCUGCGUCAGUGCACUCCUCGGAAUUCAGGAUCCAAUGCCAGAGGAAACCCUGCUCCAAAAGCCCAAUGCCAACGCCGUCCGCUCCCUCCAGACUGUCAUACAGAUACAAAGUCAGUACUGGCAGAACGUAAAGGCUUACGGAGGGGCGGUGGCUCUGUCGCACCUGGCUGCUCAGAGAAAAGACUGCGAGGAAACGGACGCGGUCAACGCUUUGGCCUCGCUGUCUGUGGGGGUCAUGCCCAACAAGAGCGCUGUCGCAUCGCCACUGAGCCCCCGCCCCCCCCCCACCUCUAGCCUUCUUCUCACUCGCGCCGCGGCCGGGGCUCCACGCCAGAGCCGCCGAUCGGAGCGCGGCUGGGCCGUCAACGGCUGGGCCGAGGCCCAAACCUCGUAA
Messenger RNA from Menidia menidia (Atlantic silverside), 2925 nucleotides. NCBI's taxonomy places the organism in Eukaryota, Metazoa, Chordata, Actinopteri, Atheriniformes, Atherinopsidae. The record is from the annotation of a GenBank genome assembly.